AUUUAUUAGUCAUCAUAAAUAUUUUUUGUUGUGUCAGUUUGUUUGUAAACAAGUGCCCCAUUUUUAAAGCCUUAUUAAACAAAAUAAGGCCCAACCUUGUCUUUUCACUUAUAUAAUGGUUAUUUGUGCUACCCAUGAACGAAAUGGAAGAAGCAGACUCCAAACUGUUAAUCUCGCUACAAAAAUUAGAAUUAGAAGAGCCUAAUAAACGCAAAACAAUGAAUCAGCUCGAUUUCAACCCUUUCAGGCCACGUUCCAAGUCUCUGUCGAGCAUCACAAGCCUCACCACAAAUCGGUCCAAGGUUUGCUUAUGCUCGAAACCCCCUGGCGUCAAAAAAACCACCUCCUUCAAACACACCAACAAAAAAAUCUUACGCGACCCCAUACUGAAAAUAGUCAAGUUCAAAACCAACCACAGAAAAGCCAAAGCCCAAGAAAAAGUGUUGAGUCACUGUUUCAAAGACAAAGAUUUCAAAUCGUUGAUGAACGCUUGCGGUAAACUAUCGCUGGAUAGUUCGGUUAUUCAUGGUGAAUUGAAAGAAAGUUUUCAAACGGCCCGCUCUGCCGCUCCGCCAAAAUUGCAUACACCGAAAACAGAACAAACAAGUUUGGCUAGUUGUUCGCAUCAGGCCAGAGUAAAUGCGAAUCCUCCUUGUGACGUCACUAUUGACGAACUGGCUAGUUACUUUGAAACGUCGGUGCAUAUUCCUAAAAAAAUGAGCUCUAUGGCUGAAAUGAUGUAUAUUUGAAUUUAGUUGGAUCUGAAUUUGAUUUAUGAAGAUUAAUUUUGUAUAUAUACUUAUAUUAUUAUUUAUUUUAUGAUUUUUCGCCUUUUAGUUUGUAUAAUGUUGUAGAACAAUUAAAUUUAUUUAAAUAUU
Messenger RNA from Ceutorhynchus assimilis (cabbage seed weevil), 878 nucleotides. Lineage: Eukaryota; Metazoa; Arthropoda; Insecta; Coleoptera; Curculionidae. The record is from the annotation of a GenBank genome assembly.